Messenger RNA from Meloidogyne enterolobii, 1422 nucleotides. The record is from the annotation of a GenBank genome assembly. NCBI's taxonomy places the organism in Eukaryota, Metazoa, Nematoda, Chromadorea, Rhabditida, Meloidogynidae.
AUGCAUGGGAUACAGCUGUUUCUAUGGAUGACACUCUCAUUUUGUCGACUGCAGCGGCAUGCUGCUGAGCAACAAAUUCCGUCUUCUGAUGUAUUCAGGGAGGAUUACCUAAUGCCUAAUUGCUAUUCUGCACCUUCAAAGCACCAUAAAACUCAAGCUAUGCAAAUGCUUGCAACUCAGAGAGGUAAAUGUAAAUUUCAAAAGAAAUUAUCAAAUUACAUUUCUCUAGAACCAAUACCUGGAUCAGCAACUGCACUUCCCAUUGGUCGUCAAAAUAUUUAUCCAAGGCUACCUGAGGUUUCACUCACGACUAGGCCGAUUAGUUCUUCAAUUACCACGGGUUCGCAAUCGAUACCGUCACUAAGUUGUGUAACAAGCCAGCAAAAAACUAAAGAUUCUAGUGGCGAUGUCUCGCGAUUUGAUAGACUACGGCGAAUAUUGGGCAUUCUGCUAGACAAUAGCAACCAUCAUUACCAGCAACCAGCACCGGGUACAAUUGUCGACUUAAACGAGUUACGUAAGGAAUGCUGGCUUGGAAUCCCCCAGCGGAUUCGUCCGCUUGCAUGGCGCAUCCUUUCGGGCUAUCUUCCGACAAAUUUGGAUCGUCGUGAGGUGACAUUAAAACGGAAACGAGAUGAAUAUUGGGAUUAUGUAGAGCAGUAUUUUCACACUCGUUACGACGAGCAGCAUCAAAUCACAUUUCGUCAGAUUCAUAUCGAUAUUCCCAGAAUGUGUCCUCUGAUUCCAUUAUUUCAACAAAAGAAAGUGCAGGAGAUGUUUGAACGUGUACUCUACAUUUGGGCAAUUAGGCAUCCAGCUAGUGGCUAUGUUCAAGGAAUUAAUGAUUUGGUCACGCCCUUCUUCAUUGUGUUCCUUUCUGAAUUUAUUCCUGAUGGUUCUUAUUUUUCUUUAAUUCGAAUUUAUAUUAAAAUAGACACAGACCUUGGAAGUUUUGACUUAUCUCUUCUAAACCGUGAGCAAGUGGAAAUUGUGGAGGCCGACUCAUUUUGGUGCGUUUCUGCGCUUCUUGACACAAUACAAGAUAAUUACACAUUUGCUCAACCUGGAAUUCAACGCAAAGUGAAUGAUCUCCGUGAGCUUAUUAGUCGUGUUGAACGAAAUUUAUACACCCAUUUCGAAUCGAACGGUGUUGAAUUUCUGCAGUUCUCAUUUCGAUGGAUGAAUAAUUUACUGAUGCGCGAAAUUCCCUUACGUACCACUAUUCGACUUUGGGACACAUAUCUGGGCAUAAUGCUUAAAUUGCAAAGUCUUCCCACUCAAAAUUGGAAUGACCAACAGAUCUGUGAAUUAACAGCAGGUAAUUUUCAAUCCUUCGAUUGUUCUAAUAAAUUUAAUAACCCUUCAGAUGCUUAUUCAUUGAUGCAGUUCUUUCAUGGGGCAAAGAGUCAUUUGCAGAAAUGA